AUGGAAACGCCGAAGGUGAUUCAUCUCACCAAUGGAAAUGUCGUAACAAUCAAGUCGAAUACAUCCACCACUUUGCAAUCCAUUCCUUUGAUUAACGUUGAAAAAAUGCAUAGUCCAAAUCUGAAGGAUCGACAAGCGGUGGCUGAGGAAAUUCGAGCAGCAUCUCACGAGAUUGGGUUUUUUCUUAUCACCAAUCAUGGUGUUGAUAUGAACCUAGCCUCUGGUGUUCUGGAUCAAGCCAAGCAGUUCUUUGCGCUGCCAAAGGACAAAAAAAUGGAGGUCUACACAGGGCGCAUGCCAAGUGAAUUUUGUGGCUACCAUCCAAUGCAGGAGUAUAACAUCAACGGCUCCAAAUUAAAAGAUCUCCACGAGGCUUACAACUGGAACUAUGAUGCUUCCAAAGACCCCGGGGCGUUAGAUCCGAAUCUACCCUCCAUCAAUCUUUGGCCCUCUGGUAUGCCCGAGUUCCAGGAGAAACUUUGCGCAUAUCAGACCUCUCUCAUCAAGCUCGCACGGCAGUUGACUCGUAUCUUUGCUCUUGCGCUUUAUCUUCCCGAAACCGCUUUUGAUGACUGCGUCAGAGUCCCGGAAGCGGGGAUGAGAAUCCUUCAUUACCCAGCGCAAACUGCUGCUCGAGCAGACCAGAAUGGCAUAGGUGCUCACACUGACGUCGAAACAUUUACCAUCAUCACACAAGACAGUCCUGGACUGGAGGUCCUGAGCAAGUCCGGUCAGUGGAUCCAAAUUCAACCCGUACCCGGCUCUUUUGUAGUCAAUAUUGCGGACUGUUUCAUGCGACAGACGAACGAUUUCUUUGUGAGCACUGUCCAUCGCGUCAUCAAUCAGAGCGGAAAUGAGCGGUAUUCCGCGCCAUUCUUCUGGGGCUUCAAUCGGCAAUGCCUGCUUACCCCGAUCGAGACUUGUGUCAGUGAGGAAAAUCCAUCGAAGUACCCGCUCAUGACUGCCGGGGAGUACUACGAGUGGAGAACGCGACGUCAGAAGAAGGAAUGGAAGGAUGGGCCACAGAAGUGA
Eremomyces bilateralis CBS 781.70 is the source of this 1032-nucleotide messenger RNA. RefSeq names its product putative isopenicillin N synthetase. The record is from RefSeq and is a predicted model, not a curated record. Lineage: Eukaryota; Fungi; Ascomycota; Dothideomycetes; Eremomycetales; Eremomycetaceae. Bases 1 to 1032 code for a protein of 343 amino acids. The transcript has 3 exons.